CUCAAAGCCCUCGCGGCGUAUGGCGGCCUCGAGCUUACGGCGCCCGAGUUUGAGUACGGGAAGGACAACAAGACCCCCGAGUUCCUCGCGAAGUUCCCCUUGGGCAAGAUCCCCGCUUUCGAGGGCGCAGAUGGCUUCCAACUUUUUGAGCUCAUCGCCAUUGCGCGUUACAUCGCGUCGCAGUCACCCCAGGCGGACCUCAUCCUCGGCUCGGAUAUCGUGACCAAGGCACAGGUCGACCAAUGGAUCUCCUUCGCCCAGAAGGAGAUCCUCGCCCCGCUCAUCAAUAUCCACCAGCUCUGCAGGGGGAUCAUCAAGCCGUACUACAAGCCCCUCCACACGCAACAAGCCGAGGCGCAGUUCCGCGCGCUCGACGUGCUUGAAAAGCACCUCGUCGCACACACCUUCCUCGUCGGCGAGCGCAUUACCCUCGCCGACAUCAUCCUCGCCGGCGCCAUCAGCUUCGCCGUCCAGGUCACCCUCGACCCGCCGGCGCGCGCCAAGUACCCGAGCGUCAUCCGCCACUUCGAGACCGUCAUCCGCCAAUCCCAGUUCGCGCCCAUCUUCGGCGAGCCUAAGUACGCGGACAAGCCGCUGGCGUACACCCCUACCAAGACCAAAUAG
Messenger RNA from Punctularia strigosozonata HHB-11173 SS5, 624 nucleotides. RefSeq lists its product as uncharacterized. Gene Ontology annotation, cellular component: nucleus; cytoplasm. The annotation marks the transcript as partial. The record is from RefSeq and is a predicted model, not a curated record. NCBI's taxonomy places the organism in Eukaryota, Fungi, Basidiomycota, Agaricomycetes, Corticiales, Punctulariaceae. The transcript has 5 exons. Gene Ontology annotation, biological process: translational elongation.